This is a messenger RNA of Morus notabilis, 1771 nucleotides long. RefSeq lists its product as uncharacterized. Gene Ontology annotation, cellular component: nucleus. The transcript has 3 exons. The record is from RefSeq and is a predicted model, not a curated record. Gene Ontology annotation, molecular function: polyubiquitin modification-dependent protein binding. Lineage: Eukaryota; Viridiplantae; Streptophyta; Magnoliopsida; Rosales; Moraceae. Bases 111 to 1064 code for a protein of 317 amino acids.
GGACUCCAAGUCAAACAAGCUCCUUCUUCGCAAAAAGAGUCCACCAAUCUCCCCCAACCCACCCCCCCUCUCUCUCUCUCUCUCAACUGUAUGAGUGCAGUAAGGCCGCCAUGGACGACCUUCCUCUACAGAAAAUCGCAAUCUCAGGCCCAACCCUCGCCUCCAUGAUCCAACGCUUCUCAUUCUCCCCUGGCGCCGUCGACGGUCUCCUGUUCGGCCACGUCACGCACAUCGCCCCCUCAAACCUCUCCGACGACGUCCCCUCCUCAAGCGACUACGAUUCAUCUUCCCCUCUCGUCGCCACCAUCACCGGAUUCAUCUGCUCCGGCUCCAUCAACAGCUUCUACGACUCCACCGGCCGAGUCGACUCUCCCUCUCUCACCCGCCUCCUCGGCAAUUCUGACGAAGAACACCGCCAAACCCUAAUCGGUUGGUUCUCCGGUCGCCGGAAAACCUCUCUCCGACCUUCCCUCAGAGAAUUCUCCGUCGCGGCCUCUCUCUCCUCGAGGACCGAUCUCUCUUUCCGCGUGAAGAACGCUCCCGUCGCCACCAAUCUCGCGCCAUGCGUCUUCCUCCUCCUUUGUUCUCCGUCGCAGGACCAAGCGAUUCACACGCACGAGUAUCGCGCGCACCAGUUCCGCGCUUCGACGAAGUCGUUCGAGCCGAAAUCGAUCGACAUUGUCAAUAUCGGACCUACAUUUCGCGGACAUUAUGGAUCUUUCAGCCCCAACUCUCCGUUUCCACAUUUGCCUAUCGAUUUAAGGACGUCGCCGAUGAGCGAGGACCGGAUUGAGGAGAGUUUGAGUCGGAUGAAGCAGGUGUCGAUGGUUCAGAGGGAAUUGGAUUUCUGCGCCGAGGGUGUGGAGGUUGGGGAUUUGCAAAGGCUGAUGGGACCAGAGGCUGCGAAUUAUACUGCUGGAGUGGAAGAUUUGUACGAGAAGAUGCUUGCGAAGAUUGAGAAUUUGGCAAGACUCGUGGAGAAGAGUUCGGCCAAGGUUCUUGAGCAGGAAAAUCAUAAUAGGAAGUUAAGGUACAAAGUUGCCAGAACUGCUGGGUUGGAAUAGGGGUGUGAUUCUUAAUUGCGAUGAUUGUUUUGGUCGUAUCAGAUUGCAAACAAGUCGGAUCUGAUCUUGUUGCUGAUAUGUUGAGCAUCCGGGAGUCAUGACAUUGCACCGGUUGCAGUUGAACACUUUUGGUAUAUUUCAGGAGAAUAUUAUUCGGGGAAGUGCAGACCUUAUGUUUCUAGUCAACGCUCAUCUGAAUAUUUUGUUUUUGUUAAUCUUGAAGGUAUGGAUGACUUGAUGCUGCCUCCUUCCAAUUAUACGGUGGAGUUGCUCUAUCAUCAGUCCCCACUUUUGCUAUUUUUCUGUUUCUUCAGAAAAUACUGUAUUGUAAAGAGGAAAAGGAAAGCUAAUGCAUUGCCGAUCAAUGUUUGUCUCUUAUCUAUCAUUGAAUUCACCUUUCUGAUGCCAUUCUUUUCUUAAUAAUUUCUUCAGUAUUUCAAAUAGACAGGAUUACAGUCAACAAGAAACAAACUACAAACGGGAUAAUAUCCAGAUAAUGCAGAAGAAACAAAUCUGGUUCUCAAAGCUUUCCUAGGUGGUCCUAUUUUUCCUUCUUUUUAAGUGCUAGGAGUCCUAACUUUUAUACAAAUUCUUUUGCCGUAGAUGUGGUUUUUAAAUAUUUACUAGGGAUGUAUUUUUGAUAUUGUGUUUUGAAGUUGUUUAUUGAACGCCUAGUUGAUAUUGGACGUCGUGUUUUUCUUGUGUUU